AUGCAGAACAACAGCAGCCUGAACACUUAUUAUUUUCAGCUGACACUGUAUGCAGACUUCACCCCCCUCAAUGGUCUUUUCUUCAUUCUGUGUCUGUUGUUUUACAUGACUAUAAUCUGCACUAAUGUUGGUAUAAUUCUAAUAGUCUACCAGGAGAAGUCUCUGCAUCAGCCCAUGUAUAUUUUCAUCUGCUGUCUGUCUGUUAACGCUCUGUUCGGCACGGCCGGAUUCUUUCCCAGGUUUCUGGUGGAUAUUCUGUCUGACACUCAUUGGAUUUCCCGCCCGUCUUGUUUCAUUCAAAUGUAUGUCAUUUACAUGUAUGCAACGUGUGAGCUAAGUAUUCUCAGCAUUAUGGCCUAUGAUAGAUAUAUUGCUAUUUGCCAGCCUUUAUACUAUCACAGUAAAAUUACUUUAAAUACAGUGUUACAUCUAAUAAUAUUUGCCCUGUCUUAUCCUGCUUUUGCAUGUUGCCUUGGUCUCUGUCUUACAGCUCAGUUACCCUUGUGUGGAAACAAACUGCACAGGCUGUUCUGUUCUAACUGGCCUGUAGUCAAACUUUCCUGCGUUGAUGUAACUCUAAUCAACCUAACAGGUCUGUUAGUUAUAAUACCAACCAUUUUUAUCCCCCUGUUCUUUGUCCUGUACACCUACCUGCGUAUUCUGCUUGUCUGCAGGAGAAGCUCGGCCACAGACAGAGGAAAAGCUCUGCAAACCUGUCUGCCUCACACUGUGUCAUUUGUGACUUUUUCUUUGUCAUUCUUCUGUGAACUGUCACUCGCUCGUUACGAGACGGUUAAAAUGAGUCCAGGCAUCAUACUUGUUUUAUCUAUAGUGCAUUUGGUCAUUCCUCCCAUUAACAACCCUGUUGUUUACGGACUGAAACUACCACAAAUCAAAGCACUGAUCUUCAUGAAGGUACGCAAGGUGCGCCCUGCAUUCAAACUUUAA
Mugil cephalus (flathead mullet) is the source of this 948-nucleotide messenger RNA. RefSeq names its product olfactory receptor 6N2-like. The coding region runs from base 1 to 948 and encodes 315 amino acids. NCBI's taxonomy places the organism in Eukaryota, Metazoa, Chordata, Actinopteri, Mugiliformes, Mugilidae. Gene Ontology annotation, molecular function: G protein-coupled receptor activity; olfactory receptor activity. The transcript has a single exon. The record is from RefSeq and is a predicted model, not a curated record. Gene Ontology annotation, biological process: G protein-coupled receptor signaling pathway. Gene Ontology annotation, cellular component: membrane.